UGCACUUUACUAAAAAUAGCAAUUAGUUUCAAAGAUAGCGACUACACUAAUUUGUUUAAUACAGAGUCAUCUGGCCUCUUUCAUCUAUUAUUCACCAUGACACUCAUUGUGAAGUAGAUUUGUACUUUGACUCUUACUCAAGUUAAACUGUUAAGUUUCUAUUGUGAAAAGGUCUUUUUUUUAUCAAUUCGUUUAUUAUAAAAGUUAAAUUGUAUCUUUAAAUAAUGCAAUGUUUAUCAAAAUAACUAGUGGUCAAUCUGGAGCUAAAAACCCUUGGUCCGCUGUUAGAUCAGUCUGACCAUUGAGACUCACGCUUUCAUAAAAACAUUAAAAUUUUACUCCCGAUCGCAUGCUCCCUAGAAUAUUUGGCUAAUAAUGAAAAACUUAUUUUGGAAAUCAAAUACAAAAAAAAAAAAAAAAAAGUGCUAUUUUAAGAACUAUAAAGUGACUUGAAUCGUUUGGAUAGAGUUAAGUGUUAUACAACACUAAACUGAACAAUCACAUUAUUCUGCCUUCCUUCUAUUUUAAAUCACUUCCUGACAUUCAACCGUUUUAUUCUGUCGGGUUAUGCUGGUUCUUAAUCAGACAGGUAAUGUGCCAAGUCGUAACAAGGACGGAUGCACAUUUCACGCAAUCGCAUGACAUACCCAGUCAUCAUGUGUAAGAACCAGAAGGAUCGAAUUGUGAUUGAAAACUGCGAUAUCCCAAUGUGAAGGACCCCUUAGUUAGCUUGUGGUGAUAACAAAUAAAGAAGAUAAUCCUAUUAAAUAAAGCUGAUCAAACAUUAUAAUUAAUGAAAACAGUAUUGUGUAAUUCAUGAACGAAAUUGUAGUUAAAAUUUUAAAAAAUACAAAAGAUAGCUGUUUUACUUUCCUAUAAUAUAUGCACGGACUGCAGCCAAUCACAGCGGAGAGAUCACACUUGCGACUCUCAUAGGCUCUCUUUUUUUUUUUUUUUCAACAAGUGUCGUAAACACCAUUUCCAAGUCCGAACACCGGCAGAUGUUUAGUGAGUGGCGACAGAUGUUUCGCGAUCUCUUGUGUUUCGCACUCUCUCUUUGCAGUCUCGGCGUUCUCCACGUUCCAUGACGUUGUUUCUGGUCGAACUCUCGCGAGCAGUGUUCUUUUUGCAGAUGGCGGCGCAGUGAGUGCUCACGCGUGGUUGAGUUACUGCCGGGUACUCGGUUGAUUGAUACACGGGUGACGUGGAGCCGCCAGGAUGCAGCACGACGAUGUGAGCAGAGAUAUUGGCUGUGUUUAAUGUGAUCUGAUGGGGGACCAGGUUGUGGAGGUUAAAUGUAAUAAGGUGUCAGAGUAAUGUGGACCUGGGGCAUCUCUGUAAUGUACAGCAUGGGGGGGUAAAAAGAGGAGGAGGAGUAUAGAUCGGGGGAAAUAGGUUUUAAAUAAAUAUAACAGACCCUUGGUUGGCUCUCCGUGUAACUAUUAAUGGUUGGAGCAGAACCUCUCAUUUAUCAAAUAUACUCAAUAAAUUACUGUUUGUGUCAGCACUUCCUUCCCCAGUGCAAUGUAGAACUCUCUGAAACAAAUAAUAUUCCUUUCAAAAUAUUUUCAUGAACACGUUUUUCCAUUUUAUAUAUAUAUAUUAAAAACUAUUAUAACAAAUUAGCUUUUCAAUAUUAAUCUGUUAACAUAUUAUAUAGCAGUUGAAGAGUGGGCCAUCAAGAUUAUGUCUUGUUCAUCAUAUCAAAUCUUGUUAAAAAAAGAAAAAUAAAGUUUAAUGUACUAGUUGUGACUUACAUCUUGAACAGUGAUAUAGAACCGUUUCCUGUGGUGUGUCUCAUGUUUAAGAGGCUGAUUUACAUUAGGUACUUAGGCAGCAAAAUGUCUCAGGCUCCAUCCAGUGGUCAUCUAUCAGACUAUUUGAGAACGGUUUGAUACUCACUUUGCUUUUUGUGUUACUGAUCCUUCCACAAUGUCAUGCCAAAUCAUAACAGGUUUAGACAGUAUUCAUUUUAUUGAGAGCCAUGCGCUGACACUCUCAGCCAAGGAAUUUUGUAUAAACUUGGUGUGAUAAGCAGAUGUAUGAAAUUCUGCCUUACCAGAUAAACUGAGUGCAGUGGUAGACAACUUACGGCACUCCAGAUGUUGCUCUUGUAGCCAAAAUGCUGGCAAAGCAUUAAGGAAGAUGUAGUCCAAAACAUCUGAAGCGCCGAAGGUUGCCUAGCCCUGUCAUAGUGGAAGGAUUGCAGUCACUCAACACAGCAAGGUUAGCGUCAAACCGUUUGUGAACAGUUUGACAUGUCACCGUCAGUCAGUGCUCAGGAACUCCCGGCAACGUGACCACUGCAACAUGCAAUGGGUCUAGAGUUUAUUCAACAAAAUAUAAUCUCUUAGUGACAAUGGUUUUAAUAGUGUCCUGGGUCUCAAGAGACAGAGGGAGAAUACUAAUAUUGUAUGUGGGUCAUUAUAUAGAGAUUUGUUACAACAUGUGAAUUAUUAAAAGUUUUUCUUUUUUUCCCUUUCAGGUUAUCUGGGAUAUUGUAGGAAACAAACAGUUUUGCUCCUUCAAAAUAAAGUGAGUAUUGGCACAUGUAUGCCUGGGAAAAAAAUGUAUUGGCAGAUUUAUGUAUCAAGAAAAAGCUGUCAUAAAAUGUCACAAAGUUUAGUAGGAAUAUUCCACUUGUUUCCAUGAUAAUUGCGUUUUGUUCUACCACUCACUUGUUAAUUUUGUAAAUAGUUACCAAUAAUUGCAUUAAUUGGUGCUUUAGAUUUCAAAGUGACCAUAUUAUGGACAAUGGGGAAUAUACUAGUUCAAGUAUCCUUUCACACUUGUAUCUGCACAGUAAUAAAUCUGUAUUUGGCAUUUAAAAGUGUUUACUAGAAUAGUGUGUAUAACAACAAAACAAAUAGUGUUCAUUGCAUCAUCCAAGUAGAAUGAAAGUUUAUUUUAUAGUCCACUACCAGGUCUUCACUUGCCAUCACCAACAUUGUUAUAUGGUUAUGAAUACAAACAAGAAUUCCUAACAUAAUAAUGUUCUCCUCAAUAGUUAGUUUCAGGGACCUCUCCCCACUACCCCAUUAAUUCUAUUUAAAAAAUUGAAGAAAAAGAUUUUGCUCUCCUUUUUAUCGAGCACUGUGACUCAAUCACUGUUGCUUCCCUGCUCCUUCCCCCACGACAUCAUCCUGGAGGCAUCGCUGUCUGGCUUUUCAUCCAAUGCUUCUCAUGUAGAAACCUUGGGGAAAAGAUGGACAUGUACAGCAAGCACAGCAUUCAUCUAGUCAAAGGCUUCUCCUAGAGAAGCUCUGAAUCCAGUGCUUCUAUAUGAACUGCUUCUGAUUACAAUUGUCAAACUCUGUUAAAAGUGUGGAAGCGCCAUUAGUGGAUGUGAGGAAGGUUGCCACAAAAGGUGUGUUUAACCCUUAAAUCAAAACAUUGCCUGUAUCUAUCUACUAAACAGAUUGAAGGGCUAAAAUGCAAAGGGCACUCCACCCAGACCGGCUAUUUGAGAUGAAGUGAUCUAGGUGCCUUUAAUGUCCUUUUAGAGCAGCUCUGUCACUUUCUGAGUUCUUUGCCACUUGCAGUGAGGUGGCUGGAGGGUGUAAGGUGAGGUCUACUUAACUGGACCUAUUACUCAUGGCCAUCGACUUCCUGCUGGUCCUCUUAAGCUUCUGGUGCUUCAUCUGCCUGGAGCUGACGUCAGUGCUGUACUUUCGCACAUAAUAAUAAUAAUAAAUGAAAAAAAUGAUUUUUUUUCUGUAAACAUUAAAUACAUUGUACUAUACAUCAGUACAAGUGUUUGUCAUGUUUGUGUUAUUCCAAUUAUGUAUGAGUGCUUGUCCAUAAUAUGGAAGGGAUUUUCCUAAUAUUGGUCCUAAAAAGAUUAAACCUAUAAAUUUUUCCAUUUCUUGUGCAUGAGAAGAGUCCUAUUGUGGUUUGUUUCAUUUUCAGAACAAAGACGCAAAGCUUCUGUCGUAAUGAAUACAAUAUUACUGGGCUGUGUAAUCGUUCUUCAUGUCCACUUGCAAACAGCCAGUAUGCUACCAUUAAAGAGGAAAAAGGUAAGAUAAGCUAUAUUUACAUUGCAUGAUAUCUUAGAAGGUCUCUCUGUCAAAUGAGGACUAAAUUGUUACUGUCAGUGCAGGGCUUGGCUCACUCUCUGAGAACACUCAUCUGACGCUCUUAGUGAUUGGGAGAGGACUUAGAUCAGUAGAAAUAGCAGGAGCUUCUAGUUCUAGAGCUGGCUGUGAGUGGCCGACCAGGAGUUCCCAGGUAAGUUGUUAAGCUAUUUGCAUAUGGUUUGACUACUUGCCCUGGGAGAGUGCACUCCUGGCAGCGUAACUGCAACAGUGUGUUCUAGUGGUUAUGGUGCUUGGAGUGUUCCUUUAAAGUUGUUAAAACUAAGUAAGGUACCAGAAUCCAUAUCCUAGCUGGAAUUCCAUUAGGUUUGUGCUCUGUGUGUAUGUAAAGUUAUUUCACAGUCCAGCUUUGCUUUUUUUUGAGUGACAUAAAGCAUCCUAAUAUUAAUCCAUAGUUUCCAUGCACAUAGAAACAAGACUUGUCUGUAUAAACCCAUAAAUACAUCAUUAGCAGCAACAUACAUAGAUUGCUUAUGGGUGAAAAUUGAUGUGUGAUGUGUGUGUAAAUAAUGGAUUUUGGCUUGCAUUGUGGUAUUGUAUAUAUGUGGUAUCAUUUUAAAUUGUUUGAGAAGCUACUUGUCUUUUCCUUCAGGCUAGAGGCAGUUCACAACAGAGAUAUCUACCAUGUCUUGCCAAGAAAGGCAGGCAAGCAGGCACCUAGAAAUGUAAACGUUAAGCCCCGCCUAAUACUCCUCCUACUUAAGGUAUAAAAUCCCAAAAUGGCACAGUAACCCUAGAAAAUACACAAGCCAUAUAACUGGAAAAAUAUAUUUAUUAAAUAGGGAGUGAAAUGCGUGCACCACCUCUAACACUAAAAAUAAAAGAAAUUUAAGAUAAGUAAAAUUUGAUCUUUCUUAUGUAAUUUAGUUUUCUGUUUUCUUACAUAGGCAUCUGCUACUUGUAUAUGAAGACCAUAGAAAGAGCCGCUUUUCCAGCUCGAUUGUGGGAAAGGGUAAGGGCAUGAACAGCAGAUAAAAAAAAAAUAUAUAUAAUUAUUUUUUAUUAUUAUUAUUUUUUUUUAAACAAACAUGAAUCAGAUGGGCUUUCUGCUCAUAAUGCAAAUUGCAUUGUUCUUUUCCUUACAGGUUCGUCUAAGCAAGAAUUAUGAGCGGGCAUUGGAGCAGAUCGAUGAGAAUCUAAUAUACUGGCCCCGGUUCAUCAGACAUAAAUGUAAACAGAGAUUUACCAAGAUUACACAGUACCUCAUUCGUAUCCGUAAACUCACUUUAAAGAGGCAGUAAGUAAUUACCUGACCCUUUUUUUUUUUUUUUUUUUAAAGUUAAUUUUUUUUAUGGGUAGUGGAUACAAGGCACAUUUGGGCUCCUUUUACUUUGGCUUUUAAAGAAAAAGUCAGCAAAAAAAAGUGUGUUAUCAGUCCACAUUGCCAUGCUAAGUUAUAGCUCUCUAGUUUCCUGUAACCAAUCUUACCUAUUUUGUUCUUUGUACACAGACGUAAAUUGGUGCCCUUGAGUAGGAAGGUGGAAAGAAGAGAAAAGAGGAGAGAGGUAAUGUUAAGAUCCUAAGUUGAAGCUAUAUAAAUUGUAGUAGUGGCUGUGAACUCUGGAUUCCUAGGUUAACACGUCUGAAAAGUUGGAGGUGUUAAUCUUUUACCGACUCUUUGUGAUGUAGUCUGUGUGUUUACAAGUUUGUGAUUUUACACUUCAUUAAAUAUGGUUUAUCUUAUCCCAUUAACUCAGGAAAAAGCUCUGGUGGCUGCUCAGUUGGACAAUGCAAUAGAGAAAGAAUUAUUGGAACGUCUCAAACAGGGAGCGGUAAGAAAAAUAGCUUUACGUGACUUUAUCUAUUCUGGGGGUAAACUAGGUCUUACUCUUGCACACUGUCCUAUCCAGACACUCUUCUGUCUUGUUUUGGGUUUAUAGUCAUCUACAUAAUUGGGUAAUGGAGAUACUCCUGAGGUAGGACCUAAAAAUGGAAGAAGUUUGGGACACCUGAAGUCCUCUUAUGAGUGAUGCUUGGCAUCAUUAGUUUAUUUGGUAGCUUCAACAUAGUCAAGAAGCAACAAUUGUAUUAAAGGAAAUAGCUCGGGUUAUUUAUUUUUUUUGUUUUGUUUUUUUGUAAUGUAUUUCUCUGACAUACUUUCUUUCACAGUAUGGAGAUAUUUAUAACUUCCCCAUCCAAGCAUUUGAUAAAGCAUUGGAACAGCAGGAAGAGGCUAGUGCCUCAGAGUCUGAAGAAGAAGGGGAGGAGGAGGAAGAGGAGGAUGAUGAUGUAAGUACUGACACCCUGGAAAGUUUAAGCGUGAAUAUAUCAUUUCAUCAUCCUAUUUGA
Messenger RNA from Pelobates cultripes (western spadefoot toad), 6386 nucleotides. The record is from the annotation of a GenBank genome assembly. NCBI's taxonomy places the organism in Eukaryota, Metazoa, Chordata, Amphibia, Anura, Pelobatidae.